AUGACAUCCUAUUUUGACUAUACAUUUUUCUGGGGGACUCAAACUCCCGCGGGCAUGGCUGGUAUCUCCACCAAUGGCCCGUCGAAUGUACCUUUUGCAUGCACUCCCGUUUAUUCCGCGCAAUACUUCACUUUCACAUGGUACCAGCUAGGAAAUGGGUGCCCGGUCGAGUACUCAUGGAAUGCGGCCUCAACCUGCAUUUCGACGGCUGGAGUCUAUAACACUAUGAGCUGGGGCUGCACAUGGACGACGUCGGUGGCCGCAACUUCGACCAUAGACGGCGGGACCACGACUGUAUCUGCGGGCCAGGCUGCUACAGCUAUAGCUCCCGUCGUCUGGGUCACGAUCACCAAUACACAACAAACCACGAGCACCACAACGAGUACUGUAGAUCCUGGUGCUAAAACAGUUACUGUCACUUCAACUCCAGGCGUCUCAAAACGAGAUGAUAAUUUUGCUGGUGCGCUAUUCCCUGCGCGCAAUUAUGGAACCGAUAUGCAAAGAGUUGUGGAGCCUGGGAAUGCUACAUCUGAGGUUUUGGACUCCCGAGCCGUGUGCGCGUCAAACGAUAUUAAUUGUGGAUUGAACUGCUGUCUUAGCGAUCAGACUUGCAUUGCGGGCGGUACUUAUCCUUGCUGCAAUGGAUGGGCAUGCGUACCAUAUAACCCAUAUGAACCUUUCACUGGCAACAUAUAUUGGUCUUGGCAGGGGUAUACAGCAACUUCAACAUCAUGGGCGUACCAGACCACGUACUUCACUGUCAAUCCACCUGGGAGUACAGUCACUAUCACCCCCACUUCGACCUCAGCGAUAAAUUUCGUCCAAACGCAGAUAGUGACAGCCACCAUCACCACAUCAGAUCCUACGGUCACUAUUGUGAGCGUUUUACCAGCGACUACUUUGAUUACAGGCUUCACUGGAGCCGGAGGAGUUACCAAGACCGGCGGGCCUGGGUCAUCUGAAUCGAUAACUUCAGUCUCUACCAGUGGAGGAACAGUAGUCACGAUAAGUGGUUCUACUUUCACUACUGGUGGAACCCCAGUCACUGUAGUCCUGCCACCAUCAACCUCCACAAAUUCCGGAUCUCCACCCGUAACCUCAAGUUCAACAAACAACGGCCUCGUCGUCAAGGUAGCAGCAGGAGUUGGAACACCACUUGGCCUAUGUCUCUUCGGCCUCCUCAUCUUCUGCAUCUUCCGCUACAGAAAAAGGAACAAAGACAAGAAGCCCAAACCAGCUCCACCAAACAUCAUCAGCAGCAACUUUGGUGGGGACUCCGCAAUGGUCGAAUCCAGCACAGGGGGCGACGCGUCCGCCUACCACACCACCGCCAACGUCGCCAGUAAGCCUCUUCGUCCAGCUACAGUUGUCGAAAAUAGUCCCUCAGAUUCGCAAGGAUUUGGAUACGGAGAUGUGCCGAUGAGUCCCACAAGUCAGCAUAGUCAGCAAAGUGAGAUGUUUGCGCCGGCGCAUCAUUCGAGUGAGAUUUAUACGCACCCGCCUAGGUAUGCGAGUCCGCCGAGGUAUGUGGGGGAUGAGAACCAUGGAUAUUAUGUUAAUGAAGCGGAGACGGUGGCUAAUAGGCAUGAGUUGUAAUGGAUGGGUGGAAGUGAAGUGUGGGUAAUGAUUUUAUUUGGUAAUGUUUCAUGAAGUUUGUAUUUACUUGGGAAUUUGGAGGGGAUUGGAUGUCAUGAUGGAAGGAAGGUAUGUUUAUGGGAAUGAGAAUGG
Molecule: messenger RNA, 1728 nt
Organism: Mollisia scopiformis
Lineage: Eukaryota; Fungi; Ascomycota; Leotiomycetes; Helotiales; Mollisiaceae
Exons: 4
Coding region: 1-1596 (531 amino acids)
Source: RefSeq, a predicted model, not a curated record